CACAAGCCCCGCCCUCUCCGCCUGCGCCUCAUGCUGCUGCGGGCCGCCGUCGCCGCCUCUUUGCGCGUGGUGUUGCCCGGCGUGUCGAUCCGCUGCUUGGGUGUGUCGGGCCCGGGCCUCCUGCAGCCGCAGCCCCCGAGGAGACAGAAGCAGCAGCAGCUGCCGUGGUGGCAGCGCCAGGCUACCGGCAUGGACGGGGACGCGAGCACCGUGGAGCAGGCGCUGGCGCCGCUGCGGCAGGCGGUGCGGGAGCAGGGAGAACUCGUUCGGAAGUUGAAAGCAGACAGCGCUCCACAGGUGGACGUUGAUAAAGCAGUGGCAGAACUGAAGGCUCGGAAACGGACCUUGGAAGCCAAGGAGCUGUCUCUGCAACCCAAGGAUGACAUUGUUGACCGGGUGAAAAUGGAGGACACACUGAAGAGACGGUUCUUCUAUGAUCAGGCUUUUUCCAUCUAUGGAGGGGUGAGUGGUCUGUACGACUUUGGUCCUGUUGGCUGUGCCCUGAAGAACAACACCCUGCAGAUCUGGCGACAACACUUCAUCCAGGAGGAGCAGAUCCUGGAGAUCGACUGCACCAUGCUGACUCCUGAACUGGUCCUCAAGGCAUCUGGGCACGUGGACAAGUUUGCAGACUACAUGGUGAAGGACCUGAAGAACGGGGAGUGCUUCCGUGCAGACCACCUGCUCAAAGCUCAUUUGCAGAAAUUGAUGUCGGAUAAGAAAUGCUCAGUGGAGAGGAAGGCAGAGAUGGAGGGCGUCAUCACCCAGAUGGACAAUUACAGUCAGCAGGAGUUAGCGGAUCUGUUUGUGAAUUACAACGUCAAGUCUCCAGUAACCGGGAAUGACUUGUCUCCUCCGAUCUCCUUCAAUCUGAUGUUCCAGACAUCCAUCGGGCCAGGAGGCAACAUGCCAGGCUACCUCCGGCCUGAGACAGCUCAAGGGAUCUUCCUGAACUUCAAACGGUUGUUAGAAUUCAAUCAGGGGAAACUUCCGUUUGCUGCCGCCCAGAUUGGAAAUUCAUUCCGGAAUGAGAUCUCCCCGCGAUCGGGUCUCAUCCGGGUCAGGGAGUUCACCAUGGCAGAGAUCGAGCACUUUGUGGAUCCCAGUGAGAAGAAUCACCCCAAGUUCUCCAGUGUGGCUGACCUCGAGAUCAUGCUGUACUCUAGCCAAGCCCAGACCAGUGGGCAGUCAGCGCGGAAGAUGCGACUCGGGGAUGCAGUGGAGCAGGGAAUCAUCAAUAACUCGGUGCUGGGGUACUUCAUCGGCCGGAUUUACCUCUUCUUGCUGAAGGUGGGCGUGUCGGCCGACAAGCUGCGGUUCCGGCAGCACAUGGAGAACGAGAUGGCCCACUACGCCUGUGACUGCUGGGACGCGGAGUCCAAGACCAGCUAUGGCUGGAUCGAAAUAGUCGGCUGUGCUGACCGGUCGUGCUACGACCUGGCUUGUCAUUCCAGAGCGACCAAGGUGCCUUUGGUCGCAGAGAAGCCUCUGAAGGAACCCAAGACUGUCAGCGUUGUCCAAUUCGAACCCAACAAGAGUGCCAUUGGCAAGGAGUUCAAGAAGGAGGCCAAGAUAGUGAUGGAGUACUUGAGUGUUUGCGACGAAUGUUACAUCACUGAGAGGGAGAAGGAGCUGAACGAAAAGGGGGAGUUCACUUUUGAGUCCGAAGGCAAAACGUUUACCCUGACAAAGAGCAUGGUUGGAGUGAAGAGGUUUCAGAAGACCCUGCACGUUGAGGAGAUCACUCCCAGUGUGAUUGAGCCGUCCUUUGGCAUCGGGAGGAUCAUGUACACAGUGUUUGAGCACACUUUCAACAUCCGGGCUGGUGACGAGCAGAGAACGUACUUCAGUUUCCCAGCGACUGUGGCUCCCUACAAAUGCUCUGUGCUCCCACUCAGUCAAAACCAGGAGUUUGCUCCGUUUGUGAAGGAGCUGGCCGAGGCACUGACACGACACGGGGUCUCCCACAAGGUAGAUGACUCAUCGGGCUCCAUCGGCAGGCGCUACGCCAGGACGGACGAGAUCGGCGUGGCCUUCGGCAUAACCAUCGACUUCGACACGGUGAACAAGGUGCCGCACACGGCCACGCUGAGGGAGCGGGACUCGAUGCGGCAGAUCCGGGCGGAGAUUUCAGAACUGCCCCAAGUUAUCAGAGAUCUAUCCAAUGGCUUGAUGACCUGGGCUGACGUCGAGGCGAAGUACCCCUUAUUUGAGGGCCAAGAAACCAGCAAGAAAGAAAAUUAACCCUCCCAUACCUAGCACAGGUUGGGAGCCAGUACCAGUGGGUAGCUUCGGUGACAUCAAUCAACAAGGACUGGACAAAGUGUAUUAAAGAACCAGUGACUCUCAUCCAGCAAACAUCAGCCCAUUCCUACGACCACAGAACUUCACUGUGUUCUCGGCAAUAAAAUCUGA
Messenger RNA from Mobula hypostoma (lesser devil ray), 2415 nucleotides. It is a transcript of the gene gars1, whose product is annotated as glycyl-tRNA synthetase 1. Gene Ontology annotation, cellular component: mitochondrion; cytoplasm. The coding region runs from base 31 to 2244 and encodes 737 amino acids. The record is from RefSeq and is a predicted model, not a curated record. The transcript has 17 exons. NCBI's taxonomy places the organism in Eukaryota, Metazoa, Chordata, Chondrichthyes, Myliobatiformes, Myliobatidae. Gene Ontology annotation, biological process: mitochondrial glycyl-tRNA aminoacylation. Gene Ontology annotation, molecular function: ATP binding; glycine-tRNA ligase activity.